This is a messenger RNA of Suncus etruscus (white-toothed pygmy shrew), 1332 nucleotides long. RefSeq names its product G protein-coupled receptor 35 (gene GPR35). Gene Ontology annotation, biological process: phospholipase C-activating G protein-coupled receptor signaling pathway; positive regulation of Rho protein signal transduction. Gene Ontology annotation, cellular component: membrane. Gene Ontology annotation, molecular function: G protein-coupled receptor activity. The coding region runs from base 1 to 1332 and encodes 443 amino acids. The transcript is spliced from 4 exons. The record is from RefSeq and is a predicted model, not a curated record. Lineage: Eukaryota; Metazoa; Chordata; Mammalia; Eulipotyphla; Soricidae.
AUGAACAACAACCUGAGCGGGCCGUGCCAGUACCUCAGGCUGUGGGGCAGCGAGGUCUUCAGAUACACCUACACAGGCCUGCUGCUGGCCCUGGGCCUGCCACUGAAUGCGCUGGCGCUCUGGGUGUUCUGCUGCCGCUUGCCACGUUGGACCGCGACGCAUGUGUACAUGGUGAACCUGGCGGUGGCCGACCUGUGUCUGCUGUGCACGCUGCCCACCCUGCUGUUCAGCAAGUACCUAACACCACUGCUCUGCUACAUCUGCCAGGGCUGCUACCUGGCCAACAGGUACAUGAGCAUCAGCCUAAUCAUGGCCAUCUCCCUAGACCGCUACGUGGGCGUGCAGCACCCGCUGUGGGCCCGCAGCCUCCGCUCCCCAGGCCGUGCCCUGGCCCUGUGCCUACUUCUCUGGGUGCUGGUGGGCGGCUCACUGGGCCUGCGGGUGAUACUGGCAUCCAGUACGGGUGCCACCUGCCUCUUUGAUGCCCUUACUCAGGACCCCCAACCAGCCAUCUUCUCACUGCUGGGCUUCUACCUGCCGCUGGCCGUGCUUGCCUUCUGUUCCCUGCGUGUGGGCGCGGCCCUGGCACAGAGGCCCGUGGCUGACCCAGGCCAGGUGGAGGCCACACACAAGGCGUCCCGCAUGGUCUGGGCGAACCUGGCCGUGUUCGUGGCCUGUUUCCUACCUCUGCAUCUGGUGCUGACUGUGUACCUGGCACUGGGCCCCAAGCAACACACCUGUGCCCUCAAGAGCGCCCUUUUCGUCACCAGCAAGUUCUCAGACGCCAACGGCUGCCUGGACGCAGUCUGCUAUUACUACUCAGCCAAGGAGUUUCAGGAGGUCUCGGUGUGGCCCAUGGUCUGCAGCUCCAAGGCCCACCCAAAUCAGGAUUCUGUGUGUGUGUGUGUGGCUCUGGCCCAGGUGCCCACUUCCAGCUCCCAGGAAGGCGAGUGUGCAAAUCACCCCAUCUGUGAGCACCACCUACAGGAGAGUGGGAACGUGGCCUCUGUUCCUGAUUUCCAGGACUUGCUGCCACCAGCCCCCUCCAGAGGCUCUCCCACAAGACCCAUGGUGCCUUCUGCUAGUGUGGUCAGGCUAGUGGCCCAGGGGACAGUGCUCCUGCCCCACGUGCUGAGAGUGCCCCAGCCCAGUGCCAUCUGCUGCCCAGAUACUUUUGAUGGCACCAUUGCAGCCAGGGAGCUCCACUGUGCCCACACUCCUGUUCCCGAAGACCCUGUUUACACCCCUGUUCCCAAGGAUGCCCGCCAUGUGGACAGCUGCCCAGGUCUACCAAGGGUGUGUGGCCGUAGUGUCUUAGAAGCCAUUUAUUGA